Messenger RNA from Durusdinium trenchii, 724 nucleotides. NCBI's taxonomy places the organism in Eukaryota, Dinophyceae, Suessiales, Symbiodiniaceae. The record is from the annotation of a GenBank genome assembly.
CUUUGAAGAUCUAUUCUCACCAGCCGCCGACCCAUGGGAGCGGAUCUAUCCUCACCGACACCUAACUUGGAGUCAGUUUUAGAGGGCGUUGGCCCAGAUAUGCGGGGUAAGCUCCCCCCGCACCUUGCCAAAAUGACGUCGAGGAAUCUCAGGUUCCGACACGUGGCAAUUUGGCGAGAUCCUUUUCUUGGUGGAACCAUUGACCACCACACGGUGGUCUAUGAGUAUUUGGAUGGGAGAAGGCUGAUGAGCUUGAAGCUGGACUGGGGCCGUGAUGGUCUGCACUUUCAUGACAGCCCGGAGGACCCUUGCCCAAAUGGCGAUGUUUUAGAGCGGAAGUGGUGUGCACGCCUGACUCCGGCUGAAGUUCUGAUUCACUGGGAUGCCGUGAAGGAAAAAGACUACGAGCUAUCACGUUGGAACUGCCAACACUUCAGCAAGUACAUGUACCAAAAGGCAGAUGAAGGCGGAGCCGACAUGGUGGCAACCGAACCACGGUGAGCCGAUUCCCUCGAUACCAGAAGCACAAUUGCUCUGCUUGUUGCAUGCUGCUUGUCCCUGAGACGAUCCAGUGCUUCGAGUAUGCUAGGGAAGGUGUACAAAGUUCCAAAGUCUGAAGAUGCAGUUGAAUGUUCAAUGGGGUCAGCGAAACCAAUUGUUAGUCAAGCUGAGCCAUUUUGGAUUUCAGAACAUUUAGAACUCUUCAGGUGCCUUUCACUGCCGC